This is a messenger RNA of Oppiella nova, 1372 nucleotides long. The record is from the annotation of a GenBank genome assembly. NCBI's taxonomy places the organism in Eukaryota, Metazoa, Arthropoda, Arachnida, Sarcoptiformes, Oppiidae.
AACAGAAAUUUUUAUAUAAAACAUCUAAAGGAAUAUUUAGAUGGAGUGGUUAUAUCUGAUGAAUUUAUGGAUUUAUUAAAAACACACCCGUGCUAUUUGUCAAAUGUUGGGGUUGGCCAAAAUACUAGACGACUCCGGACAACACGAGGCCGCUGAAAAACUUCGAGGAUAUAAUACACCCAAGAAAAUUACUGAAUUUUUAACCAAGAUAGAACUACCUAUACAAAAAGCUUCAGCAAUGAGGUCAGGUCAGUCCCGUUGGUUUCCCAUGGACGGCAUUCCCAGGGGAAAGGCUUUAAUAUUUGUCAGUAUUGUGGAACUCCUACCGGAAGCCAAUCGAUUCGCCUCCAUAUUCGGACAGUUGUACUUCGAUAAGGCAUACCCCGAUAAUGCCCUCAUUGUCAUGUAUAUUGGACAUGGAUGUGAUGAGAGGAUCUGGAUAUCAAAUGAGGAGCAGAAAAGGAUUUGUGAAAUUACUUUUGAAGCGUUGGAAGAGUUGGGUCAACGGCCUGAGAUACGCCAGUUCAUGAAAAUUGAUAGAGAGAGCAGGAAAUACGUAAUAUUUACCGAGUAUACGAAUCAGCCGGAAAACUGUGACCAUUUGGCCAAGAUACUAGACGAAUCUGGAGAAACUGAGCAAGCUAACAAAUUGAGAGAGUACAACACACCCAAACAUAUUAUCGGAUUAUCACUUAAUGUGGAAAUCACUGUGAAGAAAGCACUCAAUUUAAAAUAUCCUGGAUCCCGCCUGUUUCCCAUGGUGUCAAUCCCGAGGGGAAAGGCUGUAAUAUUCCUCAGCAUUCCUGGAUUCUUAAAUGAGGCAAAUAGGUUUGCCUCCGUAUUCAAACAGUUAUAUUUUGAUGUCGUGGUAUAUUUUAUAUCGUCGUGUGAACCAAUGGUGACCAAUUUGCAAGCACUGGCUCAGCUACCUUACGAGGGUGACGCCUUGAUUGUCAUGUACAUCGGACACGGAGCUGAUGAGAAGAUUUGGAUCAAUAACGGCGAUGAAGUCAAAAUUUUUAAAAUCGUGGACUUAUUUGCGAAGGGAAAGUGUCAUUCCACAUUCGAAAAGGUGCCCAAAAUAUUUGUACUCAAUUGUUGCCGAAAUAGCCAAUUAUCAGGGCCAAAUAAUUAUAAUGCUGGCUUCUCCCCAUUUGGUCUUGCAUUUAGCCAAUGCAUCGCACAUUACGCCUGUGACCUGACUAUACUACAGAUAUUUAACAAGACACAGGACGAAUUGGAAAGAUUGGAUAGAUUGGAACUGCGACCUGAAAUGCGCCUGCAUAUGGUGAACAGGGAAUUAUAUUUUAACCCUGGUCAACCAGAAAAUAAGGAUGACCAAAUACCUGAUGUUCAACAUAUACGAUUAUGA